AUUAGUUUACUGAAUCGUUGUCACAAUGAGUUUGUGGCUGGACAAAUAUCGACCAACUUCCCUCGGCAAGGUCGACUUUCAUAAGAAGCAAGCGGCUCAGCUGAAAAACCUGGUUCAGUGUGGCGACUUUCCUCACUUGUUGGUGUACGGUCCAUCAGGAGCAGGGAAGAAGACCCGCAUCAUGUGUUUACUGAGGGAACUGUAUGGACCAGGAGUGGAGAAACUUCGCAUAGAGCACCAAACUGUCGUGGCUCCAUCAAAGAAGAAAAUAGAGAUUAACACAAUAGCCAGCAACUAUCACUUGGAGGUCAACCCAAGUGAUGCGGGAAACCAGGACCGUGUGGUGAUUCAAGAACUUAUUAAAACAGUGGCUCAGUCCCAGCAAAUCCAGUCGAGCACCCAGAGAGACUUCAAAGUGGUGUUGCUAACAGAGGUGGACAGACUCACAAAAGAUGCUCAGCAUGCUUUGCGUCGCACGAUGGAGAAGUAUAUGUCUACCUGCCGCAUCAUCCUUUGCUCAACAUCCACCUCCAAAGUCAUUGAGCCAAUCAGGAGCCGUUGUCUGGCGGUCAGAGUUCCUCUGCCAAGCACAGAGGAGGUCUGCAGUGUACUGACAUCGGUGUGUAAAAAGGAGGGUCUGCUCCUGCCCCCCGAACUGGCCAAACAAAUCAGUGAGAAAUCCGGGCGCAACCUCCGCAAAGCCCUCUUGAUGUGCGAGGCCUGCAGAGUGCAGCAGUAUCCAUUUUCAGCCGACCAAGAUGUUCCAGAGACGGACUGGGAGGUCUAUCUGAGAGACACCGCUAAUGCUAUCGUCAGCCAGCAGAACCCUCAGAGGCUGUUAGAAGUUCGAGCUCGGUUGUACGAGCUGCUGAUUCACUGCAUUCCUCCUGACAUCAUCAUGAAGAAUUUGGUAAACGAGCUGCUGAACAACUGCGACGGGCAGCUGAAGACAGAGGUGGCUCACCUGGCAGCGUACUAUGAACACAGACUACAGCUGGGCAGCAAGGCCAUCUACCACCUGGAGGCUUUCACAGCCAAGUUCAUGGCCAUGUACAAGAAGUUCAUGGAAGACGGGCUGGACGCCAUGAUGUUUUAAGUGUUCAGUGGACUUGUAGAGUUCAGAAGCUCUUGUAACUUUCCAACACGACUUUCAGAGAGUAACUAUCAAAUGUGUGAGAAGUUUGGUUUAUGUUGAGAAUUGUUGCCUGUAUCGGCAGCUUAAUGCACCGUUUAAGGUAAAAAUGACAAAGUAGCAAACAAAGCUUUGUAAUAAAAU
Messenger RNA from Nematolebias whitei (Rio pearlfish), 1276 nucleotides. RefSeq names its product replication factor C (activator 1) 3 (gene rfc3). Gene Ontology annotation, cellular component: nucleus; DNA replication factor C complex. Lineage: Eukaryota; Metazoa; Chordata; Actinopteri; Cyprinodontiformes; Rivulidae. The transcript has 9 exons. Gene Ontology annotation, biological process: DNA repair; DNA-templated DNA replication. Gene Ontology annotation, molecular function: DNA binding; DNA clamp loader activity; ATP hydrolysis activity. Bases 26 to 1096 code for a protein of 356 amino acids. The record is from RefSeq and is a predicted model, not a curated record.